Messenger RNA from Rhododendron vialii, 2218 nucleotides. RefSeq lists its product as uncharacterized. NCBI's taxonomy places the organism in Eukaryota, Viridiplantae, Streptophyta, Magnoliopsida, Ericales, Ericaceae. Bases 198 to 1967 code for a protein of 589 amino acids. The record is from RefSeq and is a predicted model, not a curated record. The transcript has 12 exons. Gene Ontology annotation, cellular component: endomembrane system; membrane.
UGGAUUUUAUUUAGCAAAGAAUUGUAUUUGUAGUUGCAAAUAGAAGCGCCUGCGAGAAAAUAUCUCUAAGCAUCUCACCGUCCAAAAAAAGAAAAGAACAAAGAAAUCGACUUUUUAAUCGCAUAUUAUCUCUUCCUGUUUUCGACGUUGCUCGCGUGAACUGUUAGGUCAAAUCCAAUCCAUCUGAGAUCGUGGCCAUGGCGCCGCCUGCAACUGCCGGAGCUGCCGGCGGAGGAGGAGUCGUAGGUGAAGCGAGGCAGCCGCAGCCGCAGCAGCAGCAGGGUUUCGGGCAGACCGUAACCGGAGUUAUUAGAAUAGCGGUGUUUUGGUACUUUGCCUCCAAAUUCUUCGCUCCCAAGAAUAAGCCUCUGGAGCCUUCUCUCCAGAUCUCUAAUCUCAUCCAAAAGGGUGAACCCUUGGAUAUGUGGUUUUAUCUCUCAGAACAUGAAAAGUUCAAUGACUUUGGUAGCGAAGGUGCACUUGUUUGGCAUGAGACAAAUAUACCUUAUGCUGUUUGGGGACCAGAGAGUACCAGGUCUUUGUCUCUCAAGUACUAUCCAUCUGAGGCUUUGAAGCAGAACGGCAGUCUUUAUGCUCACAUUUUCUUUGCUCGUUCUGGUUACCCACCGGACCCUAAUGAUCCCGAGUAUCAGCCAUUGGCUGCAUUUGGGAGGACGCACUCUGUUGUGACCUACCUGCCCAAGUCAAAAGCAGAUAAACGGAAGAGCUUGUUGGGAGAUUCCAAAGGGUCUAGCGAGGGUGCAAUGGUGUCUGAGGUGGAAGUUGAAGCUCCUACAGAUGAUACCCAUGUGGAAUGGGUGUCUUAUUGGAAACCAAACAUUACUGUGAAUUUGGUUGAUGAUUUUACAAGAUAUCCGAAAAAUGCUGUUCCGCCCAAUAUCGAUCCUUACUUGAAUAUUGAACUAAAAACUGGGAAUUACUAUCCAACCAUAUUCUUCAAUGAGUUUUGGUUACUUAGAGAUAAGUUAAUAAUGAUAAAUGACACAAUAAAGGAAUUGUCGCUGAAUCUCGAGGUGGGUCCGAUAAGUAUGACGAAGUGGCAGCUAUUCCAGCAAAUUGAUCAAUCAUUCCAGAUCCACCGUAGUUACGGGAGCAUGCUUGAAGGUGAGGCUGACGAGCUCAAGAGAGUAUUCUUGGAAGGGAAUCCGUACCUUCUAGUGAUUACAAUGGUUGUCUCAAUAUUUCAUUCCAUAUUUGACUUCUUGGCAUUUAAGAAUGAUAUUCAGUUUUGGAACAAAAAUAAAUCAAUGGAAGGACUUUCUGCGAAGUCAGUUGUCGUGAGCUUUAUAUGUCAGUUCAUUGUCUUUCUCUACCUACUUGACAAUGAUACUUCAUGGAUGAUACUUGCAAGUUCUGGUGUUGGUUGUUGCAUUGAGUUUUGGAAAAUUGGGAAAGCCAUGCACAUUGAGAUUGAUAGGUCUGGGAAGGUACCUAUGUUGAGAUUCAGAGAUCGUGAGUCAUAUGCGGGUAACAAGACAAAGGAGUAUGAUGAUCUUGCGAUGAAGUAUUUGUCUUAUGUGCUAUUCUUUCUGGUUGCAUGCUCCUCUGUUUAUUCUCUCAUGUACGAACGCCACAAGAGCUGGUACUCGUGGAUUCUCUCUUCGCUUACAAGCUGUGUUUACAUGUUUGGUUUUUCAAUGAUGUGCCCUCAAUUGUUCAUCAACUAUAAGCUGAAGUCUGUGGCCCAUCUACCCUGGAGGCAGAUGACCUACAAGUUUCUUAAUACCAUUAUUGAUGAUCUCUUUGCCUUCGUCAUAAAAAUGCCGACAUUGCAUAGGCUUUCUGUCUUCCGUGAUGAUGUUAUCUUUCUCAUAUAUGUGUACCAGAGGUGGAUUUAUCCAGUCGACAAGAAACGGGUAAAUGAAUUCGGUUUUGCUGGUGAAGAUGGAAAUCAGGCUGCUCCUGGUCUGGAAGUAAUAAAGGAAGAAGAAAAGAAAACUAACUGAGGUAGUUUCAUGUGAAUCCUUUCACAUUGCGUUAUUAUAGCAUAAACUGUAAGAUUCGUGAACAAGGAGAAAAGUCUCACAUUUUCCUUUUAUUGCAGCAAAGAAUGUAAAAUUCAGUUUUGCAUUUUCCUUUCUUGGAUGAAUUUAGGGCUAAGCAGGAAAACAUUUUGAUAGGUCUUUAUAGUUUCUUUUAUUUUUAUUGGCUUAUUGUUUGCUUAUUUAAGGCUUGCAGAUUGGACUAUAUUGAUUCA